This is a messenger RNA of Triplophysa rosa, 2300 nucleotides long. It is a transcript of the gene aqp3b, whose product is annotated as aquaporin 3b. Gene Ontology annotation, molecular function: water channel activity; urea transmembrane transporter activity; glycerol channel activity. Bases 36 to 935 code for a protein of 299 amino acids. NCBI's taxonomy places the organism in Eukaryota, Metazoa, Chordata, Actinopteri, Cypriniformes, Nemacheilidae. The transcript has 6 exons. Gene Ontology annotation, cellular component: basolateral plasma membrane; plasma membrane. The record is from RefSeq and is a predicted model, not a curated record. Gene Ontology annotation, biological process: water transport; glycerol transmembrane transport.
CCAUCAUCGUCAUCAUUAAACUAUCCUGAGGCAUUAUGGGAAGACAGAAGCUGUUCCUGGAAAAAAUGGCUCAGAUCUUUCAGGUUCGGAACAAGCUGAUGCGACAGGCGCUGGCAGAAUGUCUAGGCACCCUCAUUCUAGUGAUGUUUGGUUGCGGUGCUGUUGCCCAGUUGGUACUUAGCGGAGGCUCUCACGGAAUGUUCCUGACGGUAAAUUUCGCUUUCGGAUUUGCUGCCACGCUGGGGAUCCUCAUUUGUGGGCAAGUCUCUGGAGGUCACAUAAACCCUACGGUGACCUUUUCCCUUUGCUUGUUGGGGAGGGAACCCUGGAGGAAGUUCCCCGUGUAUUUCCUGGGCCAGACUCUGGGGGCUUUUCUUGGCUCAGGAAUAAUAUUCGGCAUGUAUUUUGAUGCACUGUGGGAUUAUGGGCAGGGGUCUCUGGUUGUUGUCGGGGAUAACGCAACAGCUGGGAUUUUUGCUACAUACCCCUCCAAACACCUCACUUUGCUCAAUGGCUUUUUUGAUCAGAUGAUAGGCACUGCAGCUCUGAUCGUGUGUAUCCUGGCAAUCAUCGACCCCUACAAUAACCCCGUCCCAAGAGGAUUGGAGGCCUUCACCGUGGGGUUUGUGGUUCUGGUGAUCGGUCUAUCCAUGGGUUUUAACUCAGGUUACGCUGUAAACCCAGCCAGAGAUUUGGGACCUCGACUUUUUACUGCACUUGCUGGAUGGGGCUCAGAAGUCUUCACAGCAAGCUCUUUCUGGUCUCUUGUACCCAUCUUUGCCCCGUUCAUUGGUGCUGUGAUUGGUGUGAUGGUGUAUCAGCUGAUGGUGGGAUACCAUGUGGAAGGAGAAGAAAGAGAUAAAAGAGAAGCCGUGGAAACAGAAGAGACAGAAAGAAUCAAACUCUCUGCUGUUUCUGAGAAAGAAAAUGCAUAAGCCUGAGCACACACUGUAUUUUGCAGUUCCGUUCAGCCACGAAAAUAGUAUUCAUGUUUACCAACUUUUGAUAGCGGUUGAACUGCUGUGACUUUGAUAUCAUGAUUAAACAAAUUAGGCUUGUAUUAUUUUCUCAUGCACAAUCAGUUGAUGUCCCCCAAAUUAUUGAAGCACAAAUUACUUUUAAUGAAUUGCAAAUUGUUGUUUUUAUACAUAACCUUUCAUUAUCUUUUUUCAGUUUAUUCAAAUAUUUGCCCAAUCAUAACCUUAUUAAUUCAACCUGCAGUCCCUAUUCAUUCAAUGCUUAUAUCUACAUUGGUGAUUAUGAAUAAGGGAUUUGUGAAAAUGUGUACCCCUCUGUCCUUAUGAAUACUAUAAUGAUAUCAAAUAUGAAUGUCUUGAUGAAUAAUAUCACAUUAAUGGAAACUUUAGGAUCACUCCAUCUUUUUAACAGUGCAAUGAUAUAUAUGCGGUUUUUCAUUUCUAUAUCCAUUAUCAUGUCGCUCUUUUAAAGUACUUAAAGGUCGUAUUUACAUGUCUGUUUUGGUUUUGGCACUAUGUACAUCAUUGUUUGACCUGCUUUAAAACAGAAUUUUCAUAAAGCUUUCAGCUUUUGGUUUUAUGUUUAGAUGGAGCUGCAGAUGUAUCUCUAACAUUAUAUUUUUGAGAUAGCAUGUGCAAAAUUGUUGUUGGAAAACAAUAAUUUCAGGGGAUGUUUUUGAUGUCCAUUUCAUGUAGUUUCUUAGUACGUAUAAGCAUCAUUUAGUCCAACAACGCAUCAGGACUUCAAGUAGAAAAUCAAGGUCAAGUCCACUGUGAAAAUGUAAUGGUUUGGUUGAAAUGAAUUGUGGACUUAAAUUGUGGGCGUAAAUCUAAUGCCUCAUUCACAGGAACCAUCUGAAAAUUCAAUAAAAGAUAAUGAAGUGUUGUAUCUGACAUGUCAACUUCAUGUACUGGAUACUGCAAUCUAAUUCCUAACACAAAAUUUAGUCUCAUCGCAUAAAGUUACAUCACGCACAAGUAUGCAAAUUUUCAAGUUUUGUAUGCAUUGAUCGCAACUGAUUCUCAUGUAAAUCUUUUACGUGGAAAGGAAAGGCUCAGUGAAGGGGAAAAUAAGAGGAAUGAAAUAGGAAUGAAAAUAAGAGGUGUGUUUAUUGGGAUGAGAUGGAUGGAGAUAACCCAGACCAUGAAUCUUAAAUCAAUGAGCGCUCAUGGAGUCGGUUCAUAGGUUUGUGGAAAAUGAAUGGAGAUGUUAAGAGGAGUAUUUGGGAAAUAGAGUUUGGGAAUAUGCAAUGAAAAUUGAGGCAAACAUUUGAGGCUUUUGAAACCAUUAAACAAAUUUUCUACUUGUGUAUGAAUUUGAUA